UGUGGUGACGCGUGUGGAAAUAAACAGGAGCAGAGGAGGAAGAGCAGAAAAGCAACAGCGUUACAUUUGAACAUGGAGCAAGAAACGGACGAGAAAACUUCUUCAGAAAAACAUGAGACUGAGGAGAAGGAGGACAGUUACUCUCAGGUCACAGCUCUGGUCACAGACUGGAUGUUGGAUUUUCUGUUCGUAAGUCUCUGCCGGAACUUUAAAGAAGGAAAUCUGGGUGAAUUCAACAAGAAUCUGACGUCUUUUCAAGCCAUUUCAGACGACCUACCCCAGAAUGACAAAGUUUUCUUAUGUGCCUUCCUUGCCAGAGUCAUGCACGGGAAAGAGCUGGAUGUGAUAUUUGAAGAAGACCAUAGAGUGUCGCCUCUGAUGUCUGCCGCAAAAAUCUGGAGUGGCCUCAAAGAGACAGUGGAGGAUGAAAGUUUAGCAAGAAACAUGACAAUACUUUUGGUUGUUCAGGCUGUGGCUAUGUGCUUGGAGAAAGGAUCCAAUGCCUCUUAUACCCUCCAGUGGUUUGAGAAGAAUGUAAGCCUUUCAUCAUCCCUGAGAGUCAAACUGGGAACAGUCAUAGCUCAAAAGGACAUCUACCACCCAUUCAUCCAGAGCUUCAGCUACAGCCGCCUUCUGGAGACCGCCAAUACAGUUGUAGAUUUAUUUCUGGAAAAGAAUCCUUCUGAUUAUCUUCUUAAGAUGGCCACAAAAGCAGUGCAGUCAUCUAAGAGCAGGAACGUGUUCAAAGACACGGGUGCAAAGGACAACUUUCAAACUGCUCCAGAGUCCACCACAGCUAAUGUCAAUAAAAAAUCAAAGCGUAAACUUCUGUCAAAUAAAAUUUGUGACAUAUGGUCCCCAGAAACAUGCAAACAGCCCUUGAUUUAUGUUGAAAGAAUCUCCAAGAAUGACUCAACGUGCAAUGUCACAAACAUCACAAACAUCAAAAAGCGGAAACCACGCAUAGUAAGACACAAGCUCUAUGUUUUGGUCCAUUGUCAUUGUAGUUGUGUUCUGUUGUCAUUCAGUCAUAUUUGUUAUUUUUUGUUUAGAAAUGGUCCUGGGAAGAAGACAGACAACUUAUUUCUGGUGUUAAACGUCACGGUCUGGGACAGUGGGCUCACAUUUUGCAGGACUAUGACUUUGGGAACCGCACUGGCACCAUGCUCAAAGACCGAUGGAGAACCCUAAAAAAGACCGGUUUGGUUUAAACUGGGAGACUUUGGCCCUGUUUCAAGAAGCGGGUUUAGGCCAAACUCGGACUUUGUCACCAUGUUACCU
Molecule: messenger RNA, 1281 nt
Organism: Periophthalmus magnuspinnatus
Lineage: Eukaryota; Metazoa; Chordata; Actinopteri; Gobiiformes; Gobiidae
Gene: terf1
Product: telomeric repeat binding factor (NIMA-interacting) 1
Exons: 8
Coding region: 73-1191 (372 amino acids)
Biological process (GO): telomere maintenance
Cellular component (GO): chromosome, telomeric region; nucleus
Molecular function (GO): protein homodimerization activity; telomeric repeat DNA binding
Source: RefSeq, a predicted model, not a curated record